AUGGCGGCGGGUGAUGGGGACGUAAAGCUAAGCACCCUGGGGAGCGGCGGGGAGCGUGGCGGCGACGAGAGCCCGGGUGGUGCGGGAGCGACGGCGGCGAGGAGCAGUUGGGUGGCGGCGCUACUGGCGACGGGCGGGGAGAUGCUGCUGAACGUGGCGCUGGUGGCGCUGGUGCUGCUGGGGGCCUACCGGCUGUGGGUGCGCUGGGGGCGGCGUGGUCUGUGCUCGGGACCCGGGGCGGGCGAGGAGAGCCCGGCCGCCACGCUGCCGCGCAUGAAGAAGCGGGACUUCAGUCUGGAACAGCUGCGCCAGUACGACGGGGCGCGCACGCCGCGCAUCCUGCUCGCGGUCAAUGGGAAAGUCUUCGACGUGACCAAAGGCAGCAAGUUCUACGGCCCCGCGGGCCCAUAUGGCAUCUUUGCUGGCAGGGACGCCUCCAGGGGACUGGCGACAUUCUGCCUGGAUAAGGAUGCACUUAGAGAUGAGUAUGAUGACCUCUCAGAUUUGAAUGCAGUGCAAAUGGAGAGUGUUCGAGAAUGGGAAAUGCAAUUUAAAGAAAAAUAUGAUUAUGUAGGCAGACUCCUAAAGCCAGGGGAAGAGCCAUCAGAGUACACAGACGAGGAGGACGCCAAGGAUCACAGCAAACAGGACUGAACUUUGUGAACACCCAAAGCCAGGGGCCUUCAGAACUGCAGCUUUACCCUCUGAGAGACUGUCCAGUCUAGGGUGUGAUGCUCCUGCUGUGAGGACCGUUUCACCAGAGUGAACAACAUAACAUGGCUGACUAUGAAGAACUGACGAUGAGCCGUUGGUUGUACUGCCAGGUGAAUUUGUUGCAGUUGGUUGUAAUGUCUGGUGGGCUUCAUCAUCCUGAAAAGGAGACAGGACCUGCUUAACAGCAAGAAAGUCACCGGGUUAUCUUUAUCCCUCCCCACCCUUUUCCCUCCUUUCUCUCUCUCUCUCUCUCUCUCUCUC
Grammomys surdaster is the source of this 975-nucleotide messenger RNA. RefSeq names its product progesterone receptor membrane component 2 (gene Pgrmc2). Lineage: Eukaryota; Metazoa; Chordata; Mammalia; Rodentia; Muridae. The transcript has 3 exons. Gene Ontology annotation, cellular component: membrane; endomembrane system. Bases 1 to 654 code for a protein of 217 amino acids. The record is from RefSeq and is a predicted model, not a curated record.